CUUUCCAGAGUUCUUGGUCAUCAUUUUUUCGGACAAUUUCUCGCAGAAAUUUACCGCAUAUAUAAAAAAUUCUCGUUCCUAUCCCCAAACGCGUGUUCCAUAUUAUCUUCUUCCGCACCACUACAGAUCAUCUGCAGAACCAAAAGCUAUAAAAAAAUGGCAGAAAAUAUCCCUUUCCCCGUCCUCCCUAUACCCCAACAGCACAAGGAUCUCGUGAGAUCCGUCAAUGCCUAUGUACACGGUUACAUGUCAUCUCCAGAUCACGACAGUUCACACGACUACCAUCACAUUCUACGCGUCGUCUCAAACGCAAACCGCCUCCUUGCCCUAGAAAAAGAACAAAAUCCAAGCCAAGAGUACAACGUGCCGGCACUGUUCCUCGCUGCUCUGCUACACGAUGUAGGCGAUCAUAAAUAUGCCGCACCCGGCGAAGACGUAAAAAACCUCGUUUCCACCAUCCUUCAAGCACGCGGCGCAGACGCCGACCUAGCAACCCGUGUCCAAACUGUCGUCAAGCAUGUAGGCUACUCCAACGAGUCCAAAGACCCACAAUCUGUCAUCAACGUGUUGAAAAAGUAUCCCGAGCUUGCAAUUGUUCAAGACGCGGAUCGUUUGGAUGCGAUCGGGGCCGUGGGCAUAGCUCGUUGCUUUUCAUUUAGCGCGGCGAAGCUGAAGGAGCAGCCUAUGAGUGUGGCGAUUGAGCAUUUUCACGAGAAGCUGUUCCUGUUGGCGGGAAUGAUGAAGACGGGAGCUGGGAAAGAGCUGGCGGAGAGGAGGAAAAGGGUGCUUGAAGAAUUUGCGGCGGAGUUUGGAGAAGAGUCGAAGCUGUCUUUUGUGGUGGAAUGAUGGCGUGUUUUUCCUAAGUAGCCAUUAUGUGGCAGAGGAUUCUCUCUGUGUAAGUUAAGUAUAGUAGACGUAGGAAAUUUAGAGGCAACAUAUUAUUAGUGAAGCUAGCUCACUAUCUUCAUGGCUGCCUGACGCUGGAAACUUUUCAUCCACUUUACCGCCGCUCUCCCGCGUAUCUGACCACCCCAGUCGAUGGUUCUGUGCCCAAUCAUAACUUUUGGGAAAGAUCCUUGUUUAAUACCGCCGAGUUCUACUCAUAGUUGAGACCAAUCUCUGUUUCCCACUGAAAUACUGAUCACCGCGUGUGAGGUAGGGGGUAAGAGAACGACAUUCGAUCAUUCUUUCAAGCAACACAAUAACGCAGAUUAUCUCAUAUUGAGCUACUGCAAACUUAUGGCACCCUAUCAAUCCAUUGGUAAGUCCUGCAUUUUCGAAUAUCGAACUCACCUAUCAGCCUAAUGGUGUAGACAGUCUUAUGUUUUUCAAUUUCUUUAAUUACACUUUCGGUCUGUGCUGUCAAUAACGAUAGGACAGUACAAAAAUAACACCAACCGCAUAUGUAUUUAACUAUACAAUUUCUCCUUUUCUUAUUUAUUUGUUUUGAGUUAGAGUUCAGGUGAUCCUACACACAGCGAAGGGUUUACAGCGAUAAAAUAAACCAAAAAAAAAACCCCCCAGCGAUGACCAAAAAGACAUAUAAUUUCUCAAAAAGCGCUCCCCGUCCUAUUGAAUUUCCAUACGGAAACGAAAGGAACAAUCCAAUCCCGAAAUAUAUUGUCCACACGCUUGGAUAUUCGAACUCAUGCUGUCGAAUUUCCGAGUAAUUCUUGAGGGGGUAAUGGAUCAAAGCUGGGCAAGUUGACUUAAUCUCAGU
Periconia digitata is the source of this 1720-nucleotide messenger RNA. The record is from the annotation of a GenBank genome assembly. Lineage: Eukaryota; Fungi; Ascomycota; Dothideomycetes; Pleosporales; Periconiaceae.